Messenger RNA from Corylus avellana, 2052 nucleotides. The record is from RefSeq and is a predicted model, not a curated record. NCBI's taxonomy places the organism in Eukaryota, Viridiplantae, Streptophyta, Magnoliopsida, Fagales, Betulaceae.
AUGGACAUUUCAAGUUCACGCUUGGACAAUGAGGGUGAAGUUGAAUCUUUGUGUACACGUAUUCCAAAUGAUGACACGGAUAAAGAAGACAUGUUGGUGCUUUAUUCGGAGGAAGAGUUUGAUGAUAACGAAGACAAUGUUGAAUUACCUGAGAUGAUUGAUAGGAAUGAUGAAGUUGAAGAACCACAAAAGUCCAUGACCUUUAGUUCACAUGAAGAAGUAAUCUCAUAUUAUAAAAACAAAAGUACUGCUUCCAAAGCAACACCAACAACUAAUAGAACUGGGUGUAAGGCUAGGAUUUGUGCAAAUUUAUGGGAUGAUGGGACGUGGUAUUUGAGUAAAGUAGUGAUUGAGCAUAACCAUCAUUUAAGCCCAAAAAAAGCAAGAUUUUUAAGGUGUUUUAAGACCAUUAAUGAUGCUGCAAAAAGAAGGCUUGAUCUUAAUGAUACAUCUGGAAUAUGUUUAAAUAAGAAUUUUAACUCAUUGGUUGUUGAAAUGGGGGGGUUUGAGAAUGUUCCAUUUGGGGAGAAAGAUUGUCGAAAUUUUAUUACCAAGGCAAGAGAGUUUCGGCUUGGCAAAGGAGGUGGUCAAGCACUUUGUGAUUAUUUUAGAAGAAUGCAAGACAUGAAUGAUGACUUCUAUUAUGUGAUGGACAUGGAUGAUGAUGCUAGGUUGCGAAAUGUGUUUUGGGCUGAUGCACGAAGUAGGGCAGCGUAUGAAUUCUUUGGGGAUGUCAUUACAUUUGACACGACCUACUUGACAAAUAGGUAUGACAUGCCAUUUGUUCCUUUCGUAGGAGUGAAUCAUCAUGGCCAGUCAAUACUUUUUGGAGCAGGACUACUAUCAAACGAGGAUACAGACACAUUUAUUUGGUUGUUUGAGUCAUGGUUGAAGUGCAUGAAGUACCGAGCUCCAAGUGCAAUUUUAACGGAUCAGGCUAGGGCAAUGAAAAAUGCAAUUGCGAGAGUUUUUCCAAGAACUCGACAUAGAUAUUGUCUAUGGCACAUUAUGAGAAAAUUUCCUGAAAAGUUUGGUGCACAUGAUCAUUGCGAAGACAUUAAGAGUGCCUUAAAUACUUGUGUGUAUGAUUCUUUCACCGUUGAUGAAUUUGAGGAAAAUUGGAAAAAAUUAAUUGAGAGUUAUCAGCUUCAUAAUAACUCGUGGUUGAAUGGAUUAUAUAGUGAACGGACUUUUUGGGCGCCAAUAUAUAUGAAAGAUACAUUUUGGGCGGGAAUGACUACAACGCAGCGGAGUGAAAGCAUGAAUGCCUUUUUUGAUGAUUACGUGCAUUCACAAACCACACUAAAGGAAUUUGUUGAUCAGUUUGAUAAUGCUUUGAGAAAAAUGGUUGAGAAUGAGGCGCGUUCUGAUUUCAAUUGUUUUAAUCGCACAAUUCCAUGUGCAACCAAUCUGUCUUUAGAGAAGCAAUUUCAAGAUGUUUACACAAACGCAAAGUUCAAAGAAGUUCACGAACAGUUUGCGACAGGUGUGCAUUGUAACAAUUCUCUUCUUAAAAGUGAAGGUGCAAUUUCUACCUAUCAAGUGGUUGAAACUUGUCAAUCUCAUGAAAACCACAUGACCGACAAAACAUUUAUUGUUUUCUUUAAUGAAGACGAAUUUGAAGUGAAGUGCACUUGUGCAAAGUUCGAAUUCAGAGGCAUCAUAUGCAAGCAUUCUAUUUCGGUUCUAGUGACAAAGAAAGUUACAAUGUUGCCACCAAGAUAUAUUCUUGAUAGAUGGAGGAAGGAUAUAAAGCGAAAAUAUACUUUGAUUAAGAGUAGUAAUGAUGUGUUUGUGAGUAGCUCUGGUGCCCAAAGAUAUGACAAAAUGUUAUAUGCCGAACCACUUUCUAUAUGGUAUCAGAGCAAAAAGGCUAAUGCGAAGAAGUUGCCAAUGUUCAAAUUCCGGGCACAGUCGCCGAAGUUCAAGUUCAAGAGCAGCCGAUCUUUCAAUCAGGCGCCAUCAACUCCAGCCACUCGAUGUUCAAGAUCAACGAUCGCUAACGGACUGUUCAUCUUGCGGGGGCAUGUUAAGGAUAUAAAUAGUCCUUAG